AUGGCGGACGGCAGAGCUCGUACGGCGACGUUUCCGGUGUUCUUCUUCAACGGCGAGAGGGAAGCAAACGUCGGCGACGUCGAGAUUUACCCGGCGCUCGAGUACAAGUCAUUCCAGCUGAUGCUAAGCCAGAAGAUCGGUGUCUCGCCCAACCAGAUCUCGACCUACCUUGUCGACUGGAAGAACACCGCCCGCUCUCCGUUCGCCGGAGAUCGCCACCGGACUCCUAUCACCGGGAAGACCGACUUCGCCUCGCUGUGCCGCCGGAAGGACUGCUGCUUCCUCUCCAUACUCAAGCGGUCGCGGAAAGCCAGAGGCCGCAGGGGGAGGUCCAUCGACCGGUUCGCCGCCGUCGAAUUUUCUCCGGCGCCGGAGGAUCUGGUUAUUCUGAGGAAGGGACGAGCUAUAGGGUCGCUGGAGGUGGGCGAUUUCGCAGGAUAUUUUGUGGAUCCGCCGGUUGUAAAUUCGGGUCUCGAUGACCCGGAUCCGGAUUCGCAUAUUGGCGGGUGCGGUGCUUUCUGCAAAGAGUGCUGGAUGGCGACGAGGAUGGGUUAUACGGCGCCGUUUCAUCCAUGCGUGAAGGACCCGGUUAUAACCCGGUUCGAGACCCGUUUGGGGCCCAUUAACAGGCCCAGUAACCCGCAGGCUGUGGCGAUUGGCGUGUAG
Striga hermonthica is the source of this 666-nucleotide messenger RNA. Lineage: Eukaryota; Viridiplantae; Streptophyta; Magnoliopsida; Lamiales; Orobanchaceae. The record is from the annotation of a GenBank genome assembly.